Messenger RNA from Dictyostelium purpureum, 2091 nucleotides. RefSeq lists its product as uncharacterized. The record is from RefSeq and is a predicted model, not a curated record. The transcript has a single exon. Lineage: Eukaryota; Evosea; Eumycetozoa; Dictyosteliales; Dictyosteliaceae. Bases 1 to 2091 code for a protein of 696 amino acids.
AUGACAUCCUCAACAACACCUAUACAACAACAACAACAAACAAACACCCAAUUAUCAGGUUCGGAUAAUGGUAUUCCUAUAGACGAUAAUGAUACAAAAGAUUUAUUUGUUCAAGAGUAUGAAAUUGUAGUUAGUAAAACUCAUGAAAUAUCAACAGUUCAAUAUUUUUGCAAUAAGGCAGGUGAUCCAAUUUAUUUCCCAGAUAGAACUUUAGCUACAUUAUUUCAAGUUAAUCUUUCAACACUUCGUGGUAGAUUUAAUCGUCUCACUAAAAAACAUGAAGGUUAUCGUCUUUUAAUCAAUGAAAAAUCAAAAGCAAGAUUAAGUUCAUUACAUUUUAUCAAUUGGGCAACUACUCAAUAUAAUACAGAAAAUCAAAGUACACCUUCAUCCAUAAAUUCUUCAAGUGAUUCAAUACCAUCUUCACCAAAUAGUAAUUCUUUUAGUGGUAAUAAUAAUAACAAUAAUAAUAAUAAUAAUAAUAAUAAUAAUAAUAAUAAUAAUAAUAAUAAUAAUAAUAAUAAUAAUAAUAAUAGUACCAGUGUUAGUAUUGGUAACAUCAAUAUUCAUAGUAGUAGUAAUAAUGGUUUAAAUAAUAGUGGUUCAAAUAAUAGUAAUAGUGCUAAUAGUGGUGUAUCACCUUUACAUGGUUUGGUUGCAUUAAAUCAUAUUGACUUGGUCAAUAUUGCAUUAUCAGAAUGGAUCGCUCAUAACCAUGAAAGAUUAGGAACUUCUCUUAGAGAUAUUGAGAAUAACUUAAUGGCUGCAAACUUGUCAUUCACCAGAAAUAUGGACACAAUUUUUAUUUUACAAAAGAAAUCAAAUAAAUCUUCACCAAAGCCACCAAGUUUCUAUACCACCCAACCUAAUCAUUAUCACCAUCAUCUAGCAAAUAAUAACCAACAACCACAACAACCUCCAUCACCAUCAAAUAAACAACAAUAUGGUAAUCAACAACAACAAAGACAACCACCUUAUAUCCCACAAAAUCAACAACAAAAUCAACAAUAUAUGAUGCAACAAAGACAAUCAUCUUAUAUGCAACAAAAUCAACAAUACAUAAUACAACAACAACAAAAUCAACAACCAUAUAUAAUGCAACAACAAUAUCACAAUCAAUAUCAUAAUAAUCAAAGCCCUCCAUCAUCACCUCUCUCCUAUCCACAACAUUAUUCACCAAAUCAUUAUAAUAAUGCUGUUUAUAACAAUCACAGUAAUCAAAUGGGUGAGCAUAGAUAUGGUUCACAGCAAUCCCAACAAUAUCAACAUGUUGCCCACUCAGCCCCAAUUCAUCAUAAUCACCAUGGUGGAUCAGCUCAUCAUCAUCAUAGUCAACAACCGCCAUCACCACAAAACCAUUACCAACAACCAUCACAAUUCCACCCACCACAAUCACCAUCACACCAUCAUCAUCAACAACAACAACAACUUAAGUACCCAACAAGCCAUCGUGAAGAAAUGAACUCAUACUCCAUGAGCAAGUUAUCACCAAGAAUGUUGGCUUCUAAAGCCUCAUAUCAAUCAUCAUCUUCUAUAAGCCCAAGAGAGGGACUAUAUCUUUCAAUUUCAAAAGAUAGCCCAGCCGCUUGUAGUAGUUCUCAAACUUCACCAACUUCAUCUCCAUCAUAUCAAGAGGUUGAAGAAGAAAUCAUUAGAAAUCUUUCAAAGGUUUCCAAAAAGAGAAAUAGUGAGGAUAGUUCUUCUUGUUGCGAUGAUCAACAUCCCGAUAGUGAUUCUUCAAGCUCAUCACCUUACUCAUUUGGCUUCAAUUCAAUCAAGAAGCAUAGAUUUGAUAACUUCUCACUUACACCAAACUCAUCCGAUAAUGAAGGUAGUAGCAGCCAUCACAACGCCAAGAAAUCAAAUCACCACUUCAAUCUUAUUAUCAAUAAUAAUGAAAACAAUAGCGGCAGCAGCAGCAACAACAACAACGGUGUUAAUUUUGUUUUCAACAACAAUAAUAAUAAGAAAACCAUUGAUCCAAUUCAAUGUAGAGCCUAUAAUGAAGAGUCCUAUCAACAAAAGAAUGAUGGCUUAACUCUCAAACCAAUUACUUGUGUUACCCCAGAUAUUAAAAAUCUUUUAUGUUAA